This is a messenger RNA of Oldenlandia corymbosa var. corymbosa, 1821 nucleotides long. NCBI's taxonomy places the organism in Eukaryota, Viridiplantae, Streptophyta, Magnoliopsida, Gentianales, Rubiaceae. The record is from the annotation of a GenBank genome assembly.
AUUCCAAUUCGGAUUUCACUUGGGAAAAGGUCUGGUUAAAUAUGUGGAGCUUUCGCAUAUCCAGAUUAUUGUUCUCGUAAAUUUUCCUUUUAUUAUUUCUUUACAAUUAGCACUCUCGAUAUAAAACCCUAGCUUUUACAUCGCCGGAGGCCGUAUACGUCCUCUCUUUGCCGACAUAACUGUUCUCUAUCUCUCUCGAUCGAUUUCAGUCUCAGAAGCGCAAGGAUAUUCGGAAAUCGCCUCCAGGCAUAAACAGUCGAAGUUGUCAACGCAAAACUUUUUAUAUGUUCCAAGAAGCGCUUUACUAUACAAUUUCAAUUGGAUUGCUUGGCGAAUACUUUCCUAGGAAAAAGAAACAUAGGUUUUAUCGAACGAUUUGGCUGUUUGGAUCUACCGUUUUAUGAUUUUGAGCAUUAAGAAGAAGAAGAAAAUAUGGAGUCGCCGAACAAAAACAAGGACUUGCUCAACAUCGAUUCCGGCAACAGCGAUAACUUUUACCGAUACAAGAUGCCCAAGAUGAUCACCAAGAUCGAGGGCCGCGGAAACGGAAUCAAGACCAACAUUGUCAACAUGGUCGACAUCGCCAAGGCUCUGGCGAGGCCGCCGUCGUAUCCGACCAAGUAUUUCGGUACUCAGCUCGGAGCCAUAUCCAAAUUCAUCGAGAAAACCGGAACUUCACAGGUUAAUGGAUCUCAUGAGACUGCUAAACUGGCUGGACUUCUUGAAGUGUUCAUCAAGAAGUAUGUCCAGUGUUACUAUUGCAAGAACCCGGAGACGGAUAUCAUCGUUACCAAGAGUCAGAUGGUCCAGCUGCAAUGUAAGGCUUGUGGAAACAUCUCUUAUGUGGACAUGAGGGAUAAGCUCACUACCUUCAUCCUGAAGAAUCCGCCCAAGGCCGAAAAGGGAUCAUUCCGGAGAGCUGAACAAGAGCGUUUGAAUGAAGGGGAGUCUGCAGAUUUGGAGCAGAAAAAGAUGAAGAAAGACUCAAAGAAGAAGAUGGUUCCCUCCAGUAAUGAUGAUGAUCAUGGUUCAUCAUCUAGAGGCCGUAUGAAUGACGAAGACGACGAUGAUGAUGUUGAGUGGCAAAUAGACACAUCAUCGAAGGCUGCUAAACUUACUAUCAAAGAACAGUUGAAUACAGUAACUGCUGAUAUGGUUAUGCUUACAACUGAUGAGGGAACAGAUCGCAAGUCAAAGGCAGCAGAUAAUAAUAAACCUCGUGGAGGCCGCCAGAAAGCUACUUCACCUGAGAAGAUUCUUCAGGAUGUAAAAGCGAUUUUGAAGAAGGGAGUUGCUUCUGCAGACCAACUGAAGUCGGCGUUAGCAUCCGUAUCCGGUUCCCCUCAGGAAGUAAUGUCUGCUCUAUUCGAGGCCCUUCUUGAUGGUGUGAAGAAGGUUUUCCGAAAAGAGGUUCUGAAGAAAAAGGAUUACUUUGCUGUUGCUGUUUCCCAGGAUGAAAAUGGACAGUUGCUACUUCUUCAUGCAAUUGAGGAGUUCUUUUGAAGCUGAACAACUCAGCUGCCGUGAAGGAAGUUGCGUUGGUUCUGAAAGCCUUGUACGAUGAAGAUAUCUUGGAGGAAGAGUGCAUUUUGAAGUGGUACCAGGAAGGUCUGGCAGCAGAGGCUAACAAAGAUUCCUCAAUUUGGGAAAACUCCAAACCCUUCAUUGAAUGGCUUCAGAAUGCUGAAUCUGAAACUGAAGAUGAGUGAUUCGUUUCUUGUUUUUGUUUGUUUAUUUAUCACAUUACAAAAGGUUUGAGACUUUUGGGGAGAAUAAUACUAUGAAUGAACUAUUUAUGAUUUAUUAUUUAUGGGAUUGAGG